Molecule: messenger RNA, 1986 nt
Organism: Hydractinia symbiolongicarpus
Lineage: Eukaryota; Metazoa; Cnidaria; Hydrozoa; Anthoathecata; Hydractiniidae
Product: sorting nexin-2-like
Exons: 15
Coding region: 54-1460 (468 amino acids)
Biological process (GO): early endosome to Golgi transport
Cellular component (GO): endosome; endosome membrane
Molecular function (GO): phosphatidylinositol binding
Source: RefSeq, a predicted model, not a curated record
UCCCCAAUCUAUCACGUGACGCUUGACGGACGGACGGAGCAUUCGAUUUCAACAUGGCGGAUGAUCAGGACCAAGAUAUUUUUGGUGAAAACCAACAAACCUCUCCUCAACCAGUAGAAGACAAACUAUUUGGCGAAGACAAUACUACUGAAAUAUCAUUAGACAGUGACAAAAAAGAAGAAGAAUCCCUACCCGAAUCAAGACCUGUGCUUGUAACAGAAUCAGACCCACCCACUCAUGAAGAAAAGCAAGAAGAGCCUGAAAAUACCUCAAGUAGAACAAAUGAAGAAAUUGAGGAAGAAGAAAGUGGUGAUACAUUUGAUAUCAACAUUAAAAUCUCUGAUCCAAUUAAAAUAGGUGAUGGCAUGAGUGCAUACAUGAGCUAUCUAGUUACCACACAGACAUCCAUGCCUUCAUUUAAAUCUUCCGAGUUUUCUGUGAAGAGAAGAUUUAGCGAUUUUCUUGGGCUUUCAGAAAGACUUAAUGAGAAGCAUCUUCUCCUUGGCAGAAUCGUUCCUCCACCCCCUGACAAGUCUGUUGUAGGCAUGGUAAAAGUUAAAGGAUCAAAAGAAAAUCAGUCAUCAACAGACUUCGUUGAAAAAAGAAAACACGCAUUAGAAAAAUACGUAAACAGACUGGCUCGACACAAAGAUCUUUGUGAAGAUUCUGAUUUUAAAGAAUUUUUAGAGGCGGAUGAGCUUCCAAGGGCGAAAAAUACAUCAGCUUUGAGUAAAGGUGGGCUAUCACGUCUUGCCAAAGGUAUUGGAGAAGCUAUGUCAAAGAUGACAUCCAAAAUAGUUGAGACCGAUUCAUGGUUUGAAGAAAAACAGAAUCAAGUUGAAGCAUUAGAUAAUCAAUUAAAGAAAUUGCAUACAGCAACAGAGAUGUUAGUAACACUAAGAAAGGAGGUUUCUGUGAAUACUGCUGCAUUUGCCAAAAGUUGUUCGUUACUGAGCAGUGCGGAGGAGCAUUCCGGUUUGUCGAAAGCACUAACACAACUUGCUGAAGUUGAGGAGAAGAUAGAACAUAUUCAAGGAGAGCAGUCUGCCACUGACUUUUUCGGACUGUCUGAAUGUUUGAAGGAAUACAUUGGGAUGCUUGCUGCUGUCAAGGCUGUUUUCAAUCAAAGAAACAAAGUUUGGGGUAACUGGCAAAGUGCUCAAACCACAUUGAACAAGAAGCGCGAGGCUUUAGCUAAAUUUGAAAUAGCAGGUAAAGCUGAUAAAGUUGGUCCUGCACAAGAGGAAGUUAAGGAGUGGGAGCGUCGUGUUGAGAAAGGAGAAGAAGAUUUCGAUAGUAUAUCUAAAUCCAUUAAAAUCGAGAUGGCUAGAUUUGAGACAAUGCGAAUAAAAGAUUUCAAAGAAUUAAUUAUAACAUAUCUGGAAUCGUUGUUGGACGUUCAACAACAGUUUGUGACGUUAUGGGAAGGAUUUGGACCCGUUGCGAAAGAAAUUUGUUAAUCGAUGUUUUGAGUAGAACCAUUUUCUCUUGAUUCGAAUUUUACGGAGGUGUCCAGUUGUUUUUGCCCCGUUCCGUAAAUGUUGAUUCAAAAUGAUUGUUUUUUACAAGGGGUGUAUGAUGUUAUUUUGUUUGCGUUGUAUUUUUAUUUUUUCUAAAAAAAAAAUUCUUUUUCUUUUUUUUUGUAUAUUGUUAGCUUUGAAAUAUUUUGUAGUUGAUAUUCUUACACACAUUUACACUAUAAAUUGAUACUUUGUGAGUGUUUUUAGCCUUCCCUAGUCCGUUCAUAUUGUAACCCGUUCAUAUUGUAACAAUAACAACCAUGCCUUAGUUCUCGCUGCGGUAAUGCUUACGGUUCUAAACGAUUAAGAAAUGGGAACUCAUAAAAAAUAAAUACUCAAGUUUUAACUAUGAUUUAAAUAAAUAUAUUUACGAAUAAUAUAGAAUUAAAUUUCCUGUAUAAAUAUUUUUCCAACAUUGUCAAUUCGCAACUAUAUUAGAAGUUGAGGAAGAAAUUGUCUUCUGUUA